AUGGCCGUGCAAAGUCUACUAGAUCCUAACCGAGAUAAUGUCACUCUAAUGGACAAUUGUUCUCAUCCCCCGGAACCGUCGAUAUGGUCCGAUCGGGCCGUGCAGGAGGCAUGCCUGAUGCGCUACUUCGUUGAAGAGCUGGCCCCAUGGUUCGAUUCCUGCGAUGCUGGUAAACAUUUUGCCCUGAUAAUGCCCGAUCGCGCGGUCCAGUGUCCACCCUUGCUCUACGCUGUCUACUCGGCAGCUGCACGACACCUCGGCCGCUGGCAAUCCACCGGGACCCGCCCGGUCGCCUUUGCGGGGAGACAUCUCCCCAAUCUUGGGGAUGGAAUGGCCCUCAAUUACCAGUCUCUCUGCAUUUCCCAUUUGAUGUCGGCAGAUGACACGGAAAUUCAUAACGUGGACCUCCUGGCCGCGUCCGUCAUCCUGCGUUUCUACGAAGAAUUCGACGCGGCACUGGCUGGUGUUGACGGGAAAACCCAUCUGCGUGGCACCCAAGUGUUCCUCAUCGCUCAAGGUCACUCUGCAUUGCGCUAUGGCGGACUCCAACUAGCGGCUUUUUGGGUUGGCAUCCGACAGGAAUUUCACAAGGCCUUCCUCGAACAGCGAGUCGCUGAGCUCGACCUGAGUUGUUGUGAUGCGUCUGUCUAUCGACGGUUGGAUUCCGCAGACGAUCCCACCUGGGCGAACCGAGUGGUCCUGCACUGUGUCGAUGUGCUCCGGUAUUGCUAUGGUGAGGAAGGUCAGACUCGGUGGCAAUAUGAGGAACUGUGUGCCUACAACCAGCAAUGGCAAGCUCUGACUCCGCCUACCUUCGAUCCCUUGUAUUGUCGACCUCCCAACACUGUCAAAGGGGAGAUAUUUCCCGUUCUGUGGUAUUUGGAUGACUGCAUCGUCACGGGUAUUCAACAUUGGCACCUUGCACGUCUUCUCCUGGCCGUAUUCGACCCUACAGUGCCCCGCCUUGGGCCUGGUCGUAAGGCAGCCAUCGCGCGAAGAGAGGCCGAGGUCAAGCACCAUGUGUUCAGUCUUUGUGGGAUAGCCAUCUCGAACAGAACCGCACCAGCACUCGUUUCCGCCUGCAUGGGAGUAUCCAUGUGUGGCGAUCGCAUGACCGAUAGACGGGAGCAAGAGGCCCUGUUGGACAUCUUGCUCAAGACCGAGCAGAUCCAUGGACUAACUACCACCCAUGCACAGAAUUGUCUCCGGGCGGCCUGGGAAUGGGAUAGUACAGUCUCGCAAGUGCCAUCCUUUGAUCCUAACAUCUGA
Molecule: messenger RNA, 1269 nt
Organism: Aspergillus vadensis CBS 113365
Lineage: Eukaryota; Fungi; Ascomycota; Eurotiomycetes; Eurotiales; Aspergillaceae
Exons: 6
Coding region: 1-1269 (422 amino acids)
Biological process (GO): positive regulation of transcription by RNA polymerase II
Cellular component (GO): nucleus
Molecular function (GO): transcription cis-regulatory region binding; DNA-binding transcription factor activity
Source: RefSeq, a predicted model, not a curated record